AGCUCAUUUGAGGCAAGAUAAGAUUACACUAAGUCAUGAAGGGUAUCCCUAUAGACGUUUGGUCGAUAGGUCACGUGUACCAAGGACAGUGGUCUAAGACAAAGCCAGUCACAUAUAGCAAGGACUUGUAUAUAUAUGUGUGUGUUACCUGCUUAAUCUCUCACACCUGUUAUAGAAGAUAUAUGCUACACGAGCCGGGGGACUACGUGCAUAAAAGUUGAUUUAAAUCUUGGAUAAAGUCACAUAAAUGCAUAAUACGAUGUAGAUAUAUGCAACCUGUGGUAUAGACAUUUAAAACUCCGCACUGGGAUUCAUUUUGACUUACCUGUGUGUUUUGGACUUACCUGUUGAUUAACAUACCUGUACGAAAUGGAGGGUGGAGGAGGUGUACAUGUGGCUGUUAGCUACAGAUACUCAAGUGCCAAUAGGAGACAAAGCGUGGCCUCCUCUAACAAAACGGCGGAAACGGAAGUUAAAUCCCAGACCUGUUCGGCCUCUCCCAACUCGACGCAGAUGUUCCAGCGUCGUCCAAUAAAAACGGCGCUUCAUCAGGCCGUCAUUGACUGUCGUCUGCAUCAGGUGCGCCUGCUGGUGUCAAAACAUGGCGUCAACGUUGACAGCAAAGAUCUGAACGGUAGAACGCCGAUGAUGUUAGCCUGCAUCAUUGAGGAGGAGUUCGGAUACCGAAUGGCGAAAAUCUUGUUGAAGGCCGGAGCUUUUCUGAACCUUCGCGAUAAUCUAGGAAGAACAGCACUUAGUUAUGCAUGCAUGAACGGGAGGGAAGAUAUUGUGCGCAUGAUCAUCCGAGAGGACGUGCUGGACAUUAACGAGGCUGAUAACGAUGGCAACACACCGCUACACCAUGCGGCGUCAAGCGGCAACCCGACCAUCGUUACACAGCUCGUUGACUGUUUUGUGAGGUUUGGUUUGGAUGUAGACACACGGAACAGUAUGGGAUAUACGGCACUGUUACUUGCCUGUAAAAAUGGUCAUUUUGUGUCAGCACACGUGCUUAUAAAGAAAGGCAGCGCAAACCCGAGUCUUCGAGAUAACGAAGUAUUUCUAAAUGCGUCUGAUUGGUCACAGCGAAGUCAUGAUGUCCAAAGCAAAUUUGCUACACGGCGCGUUGCGCCCAUGACUCCUGCGCCCAUGUCAUUCUCAUUUUCGAGAGAAUCGACCAUGUACCAACGGACAACGACGCCGUCCUGUCAUCAUGUGAAAGGUCACCCAGAUUUCUUCGCCACCUGGUCCGACAACGGUUUGCGACUUCCGGCGAUGUUUUCCCCGAACGCACCGGCAUUGGAAAGGAGUGAGACUUUCAUAAAUGGUAAAGACGCGCGUCAAAUUGUUCUUAAUGAGAUAGACGAUUACGAAACACAAAACCGGCCAUCCUCGUUAAAGCGUUCUCGUGUUAGAAACCACCCACCCACAGCUAAAUUACUAGCACUUAAUCGCAGAAGCAAGACCACUGUGAUACCAGAUAUGACAACCAUAUUUAGGAUAUAUUCGGAUCAGUACCAGCCCGACUGGAGAAAGAGGUCAUCUUUGUCUAGAAACAGUAACUCACAGUUCUCCGUAUACAGUUCUCGCACGAACUCUGAACUACCUGUGGAGGGCAAUUAAAUCAAACAGGAUGCUUGGAAGUAAUUUUUUCCGAGAAAUUCAAAAAAGGGACUGAUUAUGUGAUUUUAUGAAAUAAUUUCGCAUUGCUGAGUCAUGGACAGUGUAGCUUUUCUGUCAAUGUUUUUCUUUUGUCGGACGAUGUAGACUUACAUCAUUUCGGACGCUGUCGGACAGUAACAAAGUCUGCUAUAUCAGGCGAUGACAAUUGAAAUCAACAAGAAUCGAUCAAUAGGUACCAGGAUGACACGAACCCAACUAGUUCGAUUAAAACAUGUGUCACUGUACACAUUUAUUGUGUACACACGGCACUUCUGCGAUGAAAUCAUCUUUAUGUUUGUAACUUAUGCCCACGUUCCACAGUCUGACAUUGUUUGAAAAAGCUUUAGCACUGCUUUAAAUAGUGCUUUGACACACUAACUGCAUUUUCAAAUUUAUUUAUUUAUUUAUUUAUUUAAUUAAAACAGACAAUAUGUGAACAUG
This is a messenger RNA of Mizuhopecten yessoensis (Yesso scallop), 2103 nucleotides long. RefSeq names its product serine/threonine-protein phosphatase 6 regulatory ankyrin repeat subunit A-like. The record is from RefSeq and is a predicted model, not a curated record. The transcript has 2 exons. Gene Ontology annotation, biological process: RNA processing. Gene Ontology annotation, molecular function: RNA binding; RNA nuclease activity; protein binding. Lineage: Eukaryota; Metazoa; Mollusca; Bivalvia; Pectinida; Pectinidae. Bases 370 to 1623 code for a protein of 417 amino acids.